AAUUAACGUUAAUUAAUAAUAUUAAUACACAAUAUGGAUUAUUAUACAAAUUACCAACAAUUAGAUACGAAUUUAAAUAGUCGGAUCAGUCAAUCGGAAUCGGAUUCAUCGAAUAGUCCAGCCAAGCCAAGACAGGCAGUGAACGCUCGGGAACGCUGUCGUACCCAAAGCGUGAAUGCUGCUUUUAAUACAUUGCGUACCUUAAUACCGACGGAGCCCCACGAUCGUAAAUUAUCAAAAAUUGAAAUUUUACGCUUAGCAAAAAGUUAUAUAUCCCAUCUCGAUGCCGUUAUAAUAACUGGUAAUGUUGAAAGACCUUGCUCGGUAUAUUUAACCCAUCAAUGCAGUGAUAAAUCAAGCAAUGUUAGAGCUACAAUUUGUACGUUUUGUGCCAAUGCAGCGAAUAAAAAUUAA
Messenger RNA from Glossina fuscipes, 414 nucleotides. RefSeq names its product transcription factor 15. The transcript has 3 exons. The record is from RefSeq and is a predicted model, not a curated record. Lineage: Eukaryota; Metazoa; Arthropoda; Insecta; Diptera; Glossinidae. Gene Ontology annotation, molecular function: protein dimerization activity; DNA-binding transcription factor activity, RNA polymerase II-specific; RNA polymerase II transcription regulatory region sequence-specific DNA binding. Bases 34 to 414 code for a protein of 126 amino acids. Gene Ontology annotation, biological process: regulation of transcription by RNA polymerase II; developmental process.